Messenger RNA from Brachypodium distachyon (stiff brome), 1471 nucleotides. RefSeq names its product eukaryotic translation initiation factor 2 subunit alpha homolog. Gene Ontology annotation, cellular component: eukaryotic translation initiation factor 2 complex; eukaryotic translation initiation factor 2B complex; eukaryotic 48S preinitiation complex. Gene Ontology annotation, molecular function: ribosome binding; RNA binding; translation initiation factor activity. The transcript is spliced from 5 exons. NCBI's taxonomy places the organism in Eukaryota, Viridiplantae, Streptophyta, Magnoliopsida, Poales, Poaceae. Bases 115 to 1131 code for a protein of 338 amino acids. The record is from RefSeq and is a predicted model, not a curated record.
ACGCCGCCCUCCACCCCUCCAAAACCCAAGCAAACCCUAGAUCCGCCGCGUUCCCCUCGAACUCCGGUGACCCCCCCCCCCCCUACCCCACCUGUAACCGACGCGGCCGCAACGAUGCCGAACCUCGAGUGCCGGAUGUACGAGCCGCGGUUCCCGGAAGUGGAUGCCGCGGUGAUGAUCCAGGUCAAGCACAUCGCCGACAUGGGCGCCUACGUCUCCCUCCUCGAGUACAACAACGUUGAGGGCAUGAUCCUCUUCUCCGAGCUGUCCCGCCGCCGUAUCCGUUCCAUCUCCUCCCUCAUCAAGGUCGGCCGCCAGGAGCCUGCCAUCGUGCUCCGUGUCGACCGCGACAAGGGAUACAUCGACCUCUCCAAGCGCCGUGUCUCCGAGGAGGAGGCGCGCUCGUGCGAGGACAAGUACAACAAGUCCAAGCUCGUGCACUCCAUCAUGCGCCACGUUGCCGAGACGCUCGAAAUCGACCUCGAGCCCAUCUACCAGCGCAUCGGCUGGCCACUCUACCGCAAGUACGGACACGCCUUCGAGGCCUUCAAGCUCAUAGUCGCCGACCCUGACGCCAUACUCGAUGUCCUCACCUACGAGGAGAAGGAGACCGGUCCUGACGGCCAGGAGGUGAUUAACGUGGUGCCUGCUGUGACCCCGGAGGUUAAGGAGACUCUGGUCCAGAACAUAAGGAGGAGGAUGACCCCACAGCCACUCAAGAUCCGUGCUGAUGUUGAGAUGAAAUGUUUCCAGUUUGACGGGGUGCUUCACAUUAAGCAAGCCAUGAGAAAAGCUGAAGCUGCUGGUAAUAAUAAUUGUCCUGUGAAGAUUAAGCUAGUUGCUCCUCCUCUUUAUGUUCUGACUACACAAACUCUUGACAAGGACCAAGGAAUCUCAGUUCUCACUGAUGCAGUUAAAGCCUGCAUGACAGAGAUUGAAAAACAUAAGGGGAAGUUAGUGGUGAAAGAAGCGCCAAGAGCUGUGAGUGAGCGAGAAUCCAAGCUAUUGGAUGCCCAGUUUGAAACCUUGGUUGAGCAAAAUGCUGAGGUUGCUGGUGAUGAUGAUAGUGAGGAGGAGGAUGAAGGAAUGGGUGACAUCGACGUUUCAAAUUCUGGUGUCCAUGCGGAAUGAGUCUUCGUUAGUUGGUUUCGAUGAGAUUUUGUUGUAUAGCACCAGCCAAGAUCCUAAAUCAAGCUAUUUAAAAGCCCUUUGAAUUCAUUGGCAGUGAAAUCUUCAGUUUUCAUCUGCCAGUGCUGGGUUUUACUCUGAUUAAGCAAACACCUAAUUUUUCCUUGGGAGUGAGACGUAGUUCCUGUGCUAUACAACAAUUGUUUUUGUGCCCAAUUUUGCUGGUGUUCGUUACUACACAUGCGAAAAUUGAACAAUUGUUUCUUGUGCCCAAUUAUGCUGGUGUAAAUUACUAUACAUGGACAAAUUUAUCUUAUGCUACUGCAUCGCGCUUUUGGCCGUA